Striga asiatica is the source of this 462-nucleotide messenger RNA. The record is from the annotation of a GenBank genome assembly. Lineage: Eukaryota; Viridiplantae; Streptophyta; Magnoliopsida; Lamiales; Orobanchaceae.
AUGAGCUCACUAUUACUUUUCGACCAGUGGGGAAUAGACAUAGUGGCUCCUCUACCUCAAGCAACCGACCAAAGGAAGUUUCUUUUGAUUACGAUAGAUAACUGUAGCAAGUGGAUCGAGGCCGAACCUUUAGCAAGGGUCACGAAUGACAAGGUCAUGAAAUUUCUUUUAACUAAUAUUUGUUGUAGGCAUGGCAUUCUGAAGGUGCUCAUUGGCCCAUUCAAAGGCAAGUGGACAGGUCGAAGUCGUGAACAACACAAUCCUAAGCUGGCUCAAAGGUUGGAUGGAGAAAGUCUCGGGACCUUGGGUCGAUUAGCUCGCCUCAGUUUUAUGGGCUUACAGGACCACGCCCAGGACCUCAACAAGAGAAACACCAUUCAGCAUGUGUAUGGUAUGGAAGUCAUCAUUCAGGUCGAGAUUAGCGUUAGCUCGGCGCGGAUAUCCACAUAUAAAGAAGAAUAA